UCCAGAAGUUCCACAGGAAGAAAGGGAUCAUGUUUCAGCAACUAAAGACACGGUUGCUUUCACUGUUGAGAAUUUCAUCCUACCUUCAAUGACGUAGUAUUCAUGUUAUAUACGAUAUGGUUACUCACGAAAUCAAAUCAGGAACUUGGAAUUAUACCAUCAGUAUACACAAAUACGCAACGUCUUUGGCAUACGCUGACUUCAAGAGGAGAACAUUGAUGCCUUUAACGUGUCUAAAACAUUCAGUAUGCCUCCAAACGGGGUACUUUUCGUCCUUGUCAUCUACCUAGUGACGGACUGUACUCUUGGGACGCUACAGUUGUCUGCGAACGUCCCAGAAAACGCUCAAGUUGGAGAAAUCGUCACCAGUGUUCGGUCCGCGAUAGGGGAAGGUUGGGAGGAAGUAAGGUGUGAAAUUGUCGCCGGUAAUAGGAACAUACGCUUCCUUGUGACCGACUGCGUGAUCCACGUGGCCCGUCCGUUGGACUACGGCGUCGAACCGAGCUAUAACCUCACGGUAAACGUCACCGGGUACUCCGGAAACCCCGAGCAGCUGUAUGUUGAUGUACAAGUCCAAAACGUGGGGGGAUACCCGCCUGUUUACAACGACACGUGCGAAAUGCCAGUGCGGACAGAAAAGGGGAAGUCAAACCUGUCCUUUGACAUAAAAUUGACAAUGGAGGCAGUGGGGGAGGAAGCUGGGGUGGUCUCUGUGUCAAAAAAUGUUGAUUUCCGUCGAAAACCUAAACCAUUUUCAUUUUCCGAGUUUUACGUCACAGGUAACAGUGAUUGUGUGUUGAAGGCAACAUGGGGCCCUGGCCAUUAUGCCGACAUUAGAACUGUGGAGAGUCUCUGGCAGGGAAACCUAACGUGCCUCUAUUGUUACGGCCCACCAGAUGACGCGUCUGUCCUCGUAGUAGUGAUCUUUGACGGCAGAAGACACACUAAGUGUGAUAUUGUACAUUAUGAUCGUCUAUUUCUACCUGCAAUUGAUAGUCACUUUAUAGUUACCCUGUCAGCCGAUGUAAGUGGAAACAAACGACAACAUUUUAGGUGCGAACUACCUGAGAAAAUAUCCGUGGUCGCUGGGAAAGAUGCAACACAAUUUGAAGUGAACUUGUUGGAAUUUGAUGUCGAGCCAGUCGGAUGUCCCCCUAACAAGUACGGUCUGUUGUGUGACCAGAACUGCACCUGUGAGAACGGUGCCCGCUGCCAUGGGCUGAACGGGGCCUGCAAGUGUCAGCCUGGAUGGCAGGGUGUCGUCUGUGACAUACCUCACAGUACAGUGGUCAUCAUCGCGACCCCUAGCGACUCGCGACAGAUUUACAUCUCCGGUUCUGUAACGCUGCACUGCAGGGUUUUCCAUCUGGCUGCUGACAGGAUGAUGUGGACAUUUCCUAAUAAAACGGAAAAGUGGCUGCAGGGCGCUCAGGAAGAUCGUGUAAGGAUCCACAACAUACAGUCCGAACACAACGGUACCUACACCUGUACUGUGUUAACGGGAGAUGGGGCGGUCGUUAACGCAAGUUAUGAGCUUCAGGCCGUCGCUUGUCCUCCCGGAAAAACGGGUGAAUCGUGCGAAGAGGAGUGCGUCUGUAGCCAUGGUGGCAGCUGUGACCGGUGGGCCGGCUGUGUGUGUCCGCCGGGAUGGACAGGAACCACGUGUCAGACCUCCUGCCAAGUUGGCAGCUACGGACAGGGUUGCAGCAGGCGGUGUCGGUGUCAGCAUGACGCCACCUGCUCCCCUACCGACGGCCGGUGUAACUGCACGGAGGGCUGGUUCGGCAGUAACUGCAGCAGGCCCUGUCCCGCAGGUCUGUACGGAAGGAAAUGUCGGCAUGCUUGUGCCUGUAAGAACAGCGCCACGUGCCACAACGUGGACGGGACCUGCACCUGCGUGUCACCCUGGACUGGUAAGUUCUGUGACGUCAUCGAAACGGACACAGACUCGAACACAUUCCCGUUGUCUCUCCAGAUUGUCAUACUGAUUGUUGCUGCACUAGUAUUGCUAAUACUCUACAAACGACAGAUGGCUAAACAUGGGGCGCAAGAAGAGCCUUUAGAGGAAACCAGAGUUCUACUAGAGCUGAGAAACAUGGAAGAUGACCUGGCACAGAGUUUGCAGCCCGGCUGGCUCAACCGGUGGGAGAGGAACGCCGACGAUCUGACUCUGGACGAACUGGUCGGACUGGGCGCGUCCGCACAGAUCAGGAGAGGACGGCUUCGAACGGCUGACGCUGACGUCACGGUGGCGGUCAAGUCCGUCCGCAUAGAGGACAGGCGGUGCUACCGAGCCUUCUGCCGGGAAGUCGCCGCGCUGAUAGCCGUGCACGAAAACGGUGAGGAAGAAAAUGGCGGACAUCCAAACAUCGUCAAGCUCUUUGGGGUUGUCACGACGUCCACACCGAAGUGUAUUCUCCUGGAAUUUGCUGCCAAAGGCGAACUUUUGCUCAUUCUGAAACAACAACCUCGGCUGAAUGGUUCUCUUGGCAGGUUUGCCCGCUAUGCCGUCCAGAUAUCCCGUGCCCUGGAGGAGCUCCGACGUCUGCGUAUCGCUCACGGUGACGUGGCCGCCCGAAACGUCCUGGUCAGCUGCGAUGACGUCGCCAAACUUGCUGACUUCGGUCUGGCUCAUGACGUCUACGCCGAGACUACCUACGUGUCCUCAGGCAAUGACGACGUCGACGAACUUCUGCCCCUGAAGUGGAUGGCUCUGGAGUCGCUGGAGUCUCGCGAGUUCACGUGCGAGAGCGACACGUGGUCGUUCGGCGUGCUGUUGUGGGAGAUCGCCGCCUUCGGGGAGGAGCCCAGCUACCAGCGCCAGCGCCAACUGAGUUGUCCCAAGUUGGUGGGGCUCCUGAGGCAGGGGGUCCGUCUGGACAGGCCGCCCGGAUGUCCGGACAAGCUGUAUGACGUCAUGAAGUCGUGUUGGCGGGAGGAGCCGUCGGCAAGACCAGAGCCGGCAGAACUGGAGCAGAGGCUGGCGGAAUGUGGCCAAGAGAUGGACGCACUUCUGGUUGUGGAGAAGGAAACUUCUGUAUAG
Branchiostoma floridae (Florida lancelet) is the source of this 3043-nucleotide messenger RNA. RefSeq names its product receptor tyrosine-protein kinase erbB-4-like. The record is from RefSeq and is a predicted model, not a curated record. Gene Ontology annotation, biological process: cell surface receptor protein tyrosine kinase signaling pathway; positive regulation of kinase activity; protein phosphorylation. The transcript has a single exon. Bases 248 to 3043 code for a protein of 931 amino acids. Gene Ontology annotation, molecular function: transmembrane receptor protein tyrosine kinase activity; calcium ion binding; ATP binding. Gene Ontology annotation, cellular component: membrane; signaling receptor complex. NCBI's taxonomy places the organism in Eukaryota, Metazoa, Chordata, Leptocardii, Amphioxiformes, Branchiostomatidae.